UUAAAGGAUAAUUAAAGUAUCAUUUUUAGACAACAAUCUAAAUUAAUGUAAUAGCUGAUUAAUUGUUCCACCAUUUCGAAAUUGUUUAUUUUUUGCUCCAUUCUAAAUGUGAUCAUCUUAAAUUGAGUUUUGUUUUUGUUUCGUUCUUGAUUUGGUAAACAUGAUGGAAAAUCAAUCAACGGAUUUGUUAGAAUGUCGGAUUUGUUUACAAUCAGAUAAUUCAAAGAAUUUAAUUAUUCCUUGUGAAUGUAAGGGAAGCCAAAAAUAUUCUCAUAAAAUUUGUCUCAAACAAUGGAUGGAUAUUAAACACUCGGAUAAAUGUGGAGUAUGUAAACAACCCUAUUCAGGUAUUUUCUUUACACGGAAACCUGAUCACUUUUUCCACUAUUUAAUUGACAAUGAAGGAGCUCUAAUUGAGGUAUCACAAGGAUUACGAAUCAUUCUACUUUUAUGGACAACAUUUUACGCUCUUCUAUUUGGCUUUUUACUAUUUGGUGCUUUAAUUGCCUUGAGAAAUGGUUUCAGAAUUUGGUCAUCAACUCAUUUCAUCAUGGAGAUGAUUCAAGAUGACGAUGAUAAUAAUAGUAGUAAUAAUAAUUCGUCUUCCGGUCAAAAACAGCAAGAAAAAAUUAGCCCACCAGUUGAUCUUGAUACAGAUAAAACUCUUCCCGUUGAUCCAGUUAGUGUUGAGAAAUUACCGCCAUAAAUUGUUACCACAGGCAAAGAAUUGAAUCAAAAUGCUCAAUAUCAUUUCAUUUAUAUUAUUAUUAUUCUUGUUGUUGUUGUUGUUGUUGUUUAACUAAUUGUAAAGAAAAUUGUUUCUCUUUUUAAAGUCAAUUAACUCAUACAUUGUAUAUAAUUUAUUGUUAUUAUAUUCUCGAUGUUCAAUUUAUA
Messenger RNA from Panonychus citri (citrus red mite), 894 nucleotides. Its product is annotated as E3 ubiquitin-protein ligase MARCHF11-like. The record is from RefSeq and is a predicted model, not a curated record. Gene Ontology annotation, molecular function: zinc ion binding. The coding region runs from base 161 to 706 and encodes 181 amino acids. The transcript is spliced from 2 exons. Lineage: Eukaryota; Metazoa; Arthropoda; Arachnida; Trombidiformes; Tetranychidae.